CACCAGGUCUGAUAUCCAGCGUCUUCUCAAAAGUAGAUUGAAGACUGUCAUCAAUAGACGCCAGUGAGCUGUACCAGCAGCACCGAAUAGUCUCUUCACAUAUCCCGUCAUUAUGCUCGACUCCACCACAUUACGGUCCAUUCCAACACCAUCCGUCAUCCAAACCCUUCUGGCGGUACCCUUCGUCCUCAUCACAAUCAGCCUGCUAACAUGGUUAACGACAACAAUCAACUGGUACCACUCCAUAUCACAAUUCAAAUCACGAACAAAAUACCCAUCAUCAACACUCAAACCAAUCGCACCACCUCUCCUACCGUACGCCAUCCCAUGGCUAGGCAGUGCCCUGACCUUCCUCAACGAAAACCCAGGCUCCUUCUGGCGUAUGCUCCGCGCCAAACUUGCCAGCACAGGAACAAACAUGCAAGUCUGCACGAUACUGCUCGGCGGCCAGAAAGCUCACGUGGUCAACUCAGCGGCGGCCGUCCAAGCGCUGUUCAAAAGUAAAACCGUCUCGCGCGACCUUUUCAACCGUCAAAUCGCCAUACAGGGGCUCGGCACGUCCAAGGCAGACGCCGACAUCAUGUUCCCGUCGGCGCCGACAUCCGGUCACAUCGACAGUAAGGUUGAUACCAUGGAUGCACUCAACCACGAGUUCCUGCUCAGUCAGAGCGCCGCAAACUCUCUAAUGAGCAAGUUCAUGGACUUUUUCCGGUCAUCGCUAGACAAUGUCGACUUGGACAGCAAGGAGUGGAAGCAAGUCGACCUACUCGCAUGGUGGAAGAAGGUCAUGUUCAACGCCUCGACUGGCGCGGUACUGGGAACAAAAAUCCUCGAAAUGAACCCAAACCUCGCCGAUCAGUUUUGGGAGUACGAUGCGGGAUUUCUGGCGCGCUUUUAUGGUUUGCCCAGGUUCAUCAAACCGAGGGCGUAUGCCUGUCUGGAUGAGAUGCUGGACAAAACGGAAGCUUGGGUCGAAUAUGUGCUUGCCGAGCACGGCGGUGACCCCCCCGAGGAGCCGGACUGGGAACCACUGAUGGGAUCAAAAGUCGUGCGAGCGAGGCAUCGCUAUUACAACAGAGAAGGCUUGAGUUCCAGAGGCAGGGCCGCUUUUGAUCUCGGGUUGCUCUUCGGCCUCCAAUCAAAUGUUAUACCUAUCACCAGCUGGAUACUGGCUCAUCUCCUUUCCCCUCUGACACCGGCCGACGUGCUGGUUAGAGUGCAGGAGGAGAUUGGGAGCGCAAGAAGGCCGGACAACGAGGUGGAUAUUUCCAUUCUUGUGGCUCAGCCGUUAUUGAAUUCCAUUGUGCACGAAACUCUGAGACAUUAUGUUGAUGCGCUGGUGACGCGUCAAUUGAAAGUGGACAUGGUUCUUGACGGUUACCUAUUGAAGAAGGACGACUUGGUGAUGGCUCCGAGCUCCUUAAGUCAGCAUGACCCCCAAUUCUGGGAACAAGAUACCGAGCCUCCAGCUGAUGCAUGGUAUGCGGAGAGGUUUCUGAAACAAGAUCCAACCACGGGGAAGCAGACGUUCAGCACUUCUUGGACCGCCGGGAAAUUCUUUCCGUUCGGUGGAGGCACUCAUGUUUGUCCUGGUCGGAUCUUUGCCAAACAAGAGAUUCUUGGAGCACUUGCGACCUUGCUGCUCAAGUUUGAUCUUCGAUUUGUGGAGUAUUUGGGUACGGACAAGAACGGAAGCGUGGUGAGUUUAGGGAAAGGGGCUGCUGGCUUUCCCAAGGUGAGGAAGCAGUAUGCCGGCAAUGGAACUUUGAGUAUGGAUGGAGACAUUCGUGUGCAAAUGAGAGCACGCUGAUCGGGAGGAAACUGAGAGUUCCCAGCCCAUUUACUGGAAUCAUGAGACCGCCAUUGUCGCUGUGAGACACCAUGCUGUCAAGUUUGCAUUUAAAGGUCACCGGAGUAUCAGCAGCCGUCUUUAUUCUCUACAAAACGUCUCGGAUUAAGCGUUCAAGCGGAUGUUUACUGGACAUUGCCGCACG
Molecule: messenger RNA, 1994 nt
Organism: Exophiala viscosa
Lineage: Eukaryota; Fungi; Ascomycota; Eurotiomycetes; Chaetothyriales; Herpotrichiellaceae
Product: cytochrome P450, family 7, subfamily B
Exons: 1
Coding region: 113-1810 (565 amino acids)
Molecular function (GO): heme binding; iron ion binding; oxidoreductase activity, acting on paired donors, with incorporation or reduction of molecular oxygen
Source: RefSeq, a predicted model, not a curated record